UGCUAACGGCAGUGAAGACGAGGGGUGCCAAGCCAUGGUGAUCAGGGAGUGUGUAUAAGUCAGUAGGCCUAUGCAGCUAGUAUUAUUCACAAAAUUCCUUUCCCCGCAGUGAAUCACAAGAUUCACCUGAGCAAAAUGUCCACCACCCAGAAGAGAUGGCCCGCCGAGACGGACGAGGCCCACCCGGAGAUUUUCACCGUGAUGCCUGCUCAGCCCAAGAAGAAAAAACCCGGACAACUGCCUGAAAAGGACAUUCGGCAGUUUUUUGAGCUUGGCUACGUUGUGGUGGAAGAUUUCUUCGAUAAGAAAGACUUGGAAGCUUGUCGGAAGGCGAUCGAGGAGAAAGUUGAGCAACUGGCCCAGAAACUUCUAAAGGGUGGGAAAAUUAGAAACACUUACAGUGAAUAUGGAUUUUUCGAGAGACUGACCAUGCUGGAAAAAGACUUUCCUGGAGCAACUAUUUUGUUGCACAAAUUGUACGCUUUACCAAAGGCAUUUAGCGAUCUCUGGUCCAGUGAACGUUUGCUAAACGUUGUAGAGCAACUGAUAGGUCCCGACAUUAUGGGACAUCCGGUUUGGAACCUUAGAGCCAAGACUCCACAGAAUGAAUCAGCCACAGUACCAUGGCAUCAAGAUAUUGCCUAUCUUGAUAAUGAUUCAUACACCGUCCUUCAACCUGCUGCCUGGAUUCCUUUACUAGACGCAAACGAAGCCAAUGGAUGCUUACAGAUGGCUGAAAGAGGCCACAGGACGGGGAAAAUCGCCAGACACACAUGCUGUGCAGGGAAUACCUGGUAUACUAACUUGGCCGAGGAGGAAAUGGUCAAAACCUUAGGCGUUGACUUGGAGAAAGACCUCAAGAUACUUCCGGUCAAAUAUGGUGGAAUGGUCCUCUUUAAUAAUAUCAUCCCACAUCGGAGUUUGGAAAACUUCUCAGAUAAAAUCCGGUGGAGUCUAGACCUUCGCUGGCAAACCCCGUUCCACCCAGCAGGAUUCCAUGGCAUUAAGGAAGGAGUUGUAUUCAGGUCACCUCAAAACCCUAACCUGAAAAUAGAAUGGGGUUCUUUUGAUCAGGUGGAUAUACGCUCGAGUAUUCGGAAUAAGGAAGAGGUGAAGAAGGAUGAAUUCGAUACGAUUGUAACAGGCCCCUGGAUGGUGAGAUGGGAGAUAACUCACCAUAACCGUCACACUGACGCUGUGAAUAAAGAGAAAAUGGAGUACACCAAGGCUUAGAGAUGAACCUGCAGUUUUAACGUAUUUAGAUAGGGGAUCAAUACCUAUCCCUGCAUUACCAGCUCUUCAAUUUUUGUGAUUACUUUGGAUCUGACGCAUGACACGCAUAGAGAUAAUUUUCGGAUUCCAUAAUAAUAGAGAACAGAAGGAGUUGGCUAUUUACACAUUGGCUAUUAACCUUUCCUGACUGGUUGAAUUGGAGCUUCGAUCACGUGACCAUACAAGUUUAUCCGAUGAAAAUUCUCGGAAUGCGCGUGCACCAAACUGUAAACGUGGAACAGACUAAGUCUUCCGUUCCAUUGAUCUCGAUAAGGCGUGAAAAGGUCAUCCUCAGUAAGAAAAUCUAUAGUGUAAGUUUGUGGAUUUUGGAGUGUAUGUCUGUUUACAGGACUAGCAUCAUAUGGAAGUGGUUAACGUAAGCCUUCAGAAGAACAGGGCUUGGUGAUCCUGAUGAGUUUCGAACCACAGGCCUCUGGGAGGUAGUCUGCACGUUUAGCACUGUACAGCAAAGGGAAGUUCCUCUUGGCCUGACUGUUAAAAUAGCCAUUAUAACUUCAUAGACUAAUAUCAUGGUGGUCAAACCGACUAUAUGUAUCAAGAUUUUCACUCAGAAUUAAAAAAAAUGCCCACAUUCAAUGCAGCGUUAAGCGAAACUGUCUAUGUGUACGAUCUGGAUGAAAAUCGUUGUAAAUAUGGUUUGUUAUUUUAAAAAUUUUUAUAGUAUGAUGUUUUAUAAUUUUAAUGAUUUGCGAUCUGUUGGCUUAUAUCGAUCCUUUUACUUUCUUCUAAAAAGGAGGUAAAACAUUAAAGUUGGGGGAAAUCUUUUUAUUUAUAAAUUUGUGAUCCUAAAUGCAGAAUUCAGUAUUAUUGUAAUAUUAUCCUGGGAGAGAGAGCAUAGUCUUAAGCGUGUAUCUUUUCAAACCUUGAUGACCUUUUCAAACGCCUAGCAAAACUUUAUCUUGACGAAAGAAAAUGUUGUACUUGUAAAGUUGUUGAAGAUGAAUAUCACUUCCUUCUUGAUUCAUUGUAUAAAAAUUAUAGAAAUAAAUAAAUUACCCACUGUAAUACUGUCAAUCCAGGUAGAAGAAAAUUUUUGAACUGCUGACUACAACUAAUGUAAAACAGAUACAAAGUUUGAUACUAUUUCUUGACAAAUCUUUUAGAUUAAAUUUAAUGGACGCCUAAAGUGGUGUAUUAACUUAAAUUCUGCAUCAUAUGUUUAUUGACAGUUGUAUACAUGCAAUAAAUUUUGAAGUGUCCUGUCCGUCAUCACGAAGGGGUAUGUUACAUGACUGUAGGCUCAUGAUCCAUGGGCUUGGUGCAACAAUAAACUACUGUAAACUACUCUGUGUAAGGCUUGGUGUAUGAUUGCUUAAGAGAGUUAAUUUAUUCAGACACUUUGUUUAAACUUGCGAUUAAAUGUUAAAUAUGUUAAUCAGCAUACAGUUUAUGAUCAAACCAAAACCAUGAUGGGUCAAACCUUCGUGAUGUCAAUUAACUGCUUGUGGCUACUUUCAACGUGUAUGCUCUAAUAUGCAAACAUUUAAUUACCGCCGUGCAGCCUUUACUCUGUGUAGCUAGAAAAUGCCCUGAGAUAUUUCAUGACAGACUGGUUUAAAAUAUUCUUUUCUUUAAAAA
Messenger RNA from Liolophura sinensis, 2871 nucleotides. Its product is annotated as phytanoyl-CoA dioxygenase domain-containing protein 1-like. The record is from RefSeq and is a predicted model, not a curated record. The transcript has 10 exons. Bases 136 to 1233 code for a protein of 365 amino acids. Lineage: Eukaryota; Metazoa; Mollusca; Polyplacophora; Chitonida; Chitonidae.